AUGCAACAAUGCGCCAAACAACUUUUGAUUUGUAAUCACGUGAUAUAUCCGUUUAAGGAAAACCAUUUUUUCUUCCCUUUUUUUUUAUUCUGGUGUCUGGGUGAUAAACAGAUAAAAUAUCGCAUCAGUGCAUCGCAUUGUUUAUUGGCAGUCCCGUAUUCCCGUCAAAAAUUGGAAUCAUUGUCCGGGCUAUCCAUUAAAGGCAAGUGCCAAGCGAUCAAUUUCGCUUAUGACAGAAAACUCAGCCUCGUGAUUAUCUCCGUUAAGUGCAACAGAAUCUCAUUGAGAUUAGGCUCAAAUUACUGUUAUCAGUAUCACUUCAAUCUGAAUUCUAACGCAGGGGCUCAACUCAAUCUAAUGCUCAUUUCCUUCCCUAUUUUAUUGAAUUGGCGCAGCGUUUUUUUGGACCCUUUUGACAUGUGUCUUGUUCAUACCGAUAAAAUAUCACGAUGCUUGCCUCAUUUUGUAACAAAGCCACAAAUAUGA
Molecule: messenger RNA, 486 nt
Organism: Kluyveromyces lactis
Lineage: Eukaryota; Fungi; Ascomycota; Saccharomycetes; Saccharomycetales; Saccharomycetaceae
Exons: 1
Coding region: 1-486 (161 amino acids)
Source: RefSeq, a predicted model, not a curated record